Molecule: messenger RNA, 2040 nt
Organism: Epithele typhae
Lineage: Eukaryota; Fungi; Basidiomycota; Agaricomycetes; Polyporales; Epitheliaceae
Product: ferric reductase-like protein transmembrane component 4
Exons: 2
Coding region: 1-2040 (679 amino acids)
Biological process (GO): copper ion import; iron ion transport; intracellular iron ion homeostasis
Cellular component (GO): plasma membrane
Molecular function (GO): ferric-chelate reductase activity
Source: RefSeq, a predicted model, not a curated record
AUGCAACUCGGCCAGCUCUCUCUCGCGCUCGCCUUCGUCCUCUCCGGAGUCGUCGCCCGCAACGGCCAUGGCCUCGUCGGGUACGGCAUCGGCGACGAGACCUACCUCCCCUACUGCACCUUCGCAUGUCGCGAGUCCAUCUCCGCCGCUGCCCUCAACUGCUCUACCCUCAUGGACAUGGACGGCAUGCAGAUGGCGGAGACCGACCCCUCCUGCUACGCGACCGACAACGGCUUCCUCCAAACCCUCGCCUUCUGCAUCUCCCAGCGGUGCUCCGAUCUCCCCGUCUGGCGCAUCGAGAAGUGGUGGGGUCUUAGCGCCGUCGGCUCCGACGAGGACCAGCCGGCUCCCAAGGAGACUUACAUCCAGGCGCUCGACAAGGUCAACGGCACGCCCACCGCCGUCUACACCGGCGUCGAGACUCUGAACGAGACCUACCUCGUCACGGACGACCUCUACUCCCCGAACUUCAACACCGACUUUACGUUCUGGGACAACGAAGAGAAGCAGGAGGGCUACGGCCUCGCGAUCUUCAUGUCGGGCGUCGCCAUUCCCGUCGGCUUUUCCCUCUUGCGCUUCCUCCCCUUCCCUGCCGUCUGGCGCGUCAAGUUCACCGCCAUCUUCGACUCCCCGCUCUUCGGCAACAAGCACGACACCCCCGUCUUCUUCGGCCUCGUCCAGGUCCCGAAGCUCGGCCAAGCCCUCUUCAUCUUCUACUUCAUCGUCAUUAACAUCAUCUUCAACGCCGUCAACUACCACUACCCCGGGGACGACAACACAUGGUACCCAGGCGACAAGACGCACUGGAUCAGCAUGCAGAUCGCCAACCGGCUCGGGCUCAUCAGCUUCGCGAACAUGCCGCUCCUCUUCCUCUACGCCGGCCGCAACAACGUCCUCCUCUGGAUCACGAACUGGUCCCACUCCACCUUCCUCCUCCUCCACCGCUGGAUCGCCGCCAUCGCGACGGUCGAGGCCAUCCUCCACAGCCUCGUCUACCUCCGCGUCUACGUCCUCCUCGGCGAGCACGCCCAGAAGGCCGCGGAGCCGUUCUGGUACUGGGGCGCGGUCGCGACGAUCGGCAUGUCCCUCCUCCUCCCCACGUCCGUCCUCCCGCUCCGCCAGAAGCUCUACGAGCUCUUCCUCGCCUGGCACGUCCUCGUCACCAUCCUCGUCGUCGCCGGCUGCUACUGGCACAUCGUCUUCGAGUUCGCGCACCAGUUCGGGUACGAGGUCUGGAUGUUCGUCUGCAUGGCCAUCUGGGCCUUCGACCGCGUCGCCCGCGUCGCCCGCAUCGCCGCCUUCGGCCUCCGCACCGCGCAGGUGACCGUCAUCGACGACGACUACGUCCGGCUCACGGUCCCCGACGUCUCCGCGUUCGGCCACGCCUACCUCUACUUCCCGACGCUCACCUGGCGCGUGUGGGAGAACCACCCGUUCUCGGUCGCGUCCGCCACGCUCCUCCCCGCGCACGCGCCCCCGGCCAAGUCCGCGGACGACGUCGAGUCCGAGCCCGGCAGCCUCGGCAAGCACUCCCCCACGCACGCCUCCCCCGCCCCCGGCGCGACUUUCUACGUCCGCACCGCGCGCGGGCUCACGGCGCUCCUCCGCAGCCGCGCGACGCUCCCCGUGCUCGUCGAGGGCGGGUACGCAUCCCAUUCGUCACUCGCCGCGGACCCGCGGCGCGCGCCGACGCUCGUCGCGCUCGCCGGCGGCGUCGGCGUCACCGCGGUGCUCCCGCACGUGCGCGCGCACCCGGGCCGCGCGGUGCUGCACUGGGGCGCGCGCACGGCGGCGCUCGUCGACGACGUCCGGCGCACGGUGUCGCUCGCGGGGGUCGAGACCGAGGUCACGGUGGGGGCGCGGAUGGACGUGCGGGCGAUCCUGACGAGCGAGCUCGUCGACUUUGCCAAGGGCGAGGUGUGCGUGCUCGUGUGCGGCCCGCCGGGGCUCGCGGACGAGGUGCGGACGGUGUUUGCGGAGAUCGUCCAGAGCGGAGUCGCGAUCAAUGCGCGGCUGGUGGUGGAGUCGUUCAGCUGGUAG